AGCUGCCGGACUGUUCCAAUCCCCGCAGGAGUGGAAACACGGGGGGAGGCGCACACUCCUCUCUUUUCUCCUUUUCCCGUUUUCUUUUUAACCUCGUUGCGCUUUGCCUUUUUUUUAUUUCACCUUUGCUUGUGUCUUUCUCGCUCGCGUUCUAUUCUUUCCUCCUUUCAGUGCGCAACUUUUCCUCCUUUUCUUUUCCUCUCCACCCUCCUUUCCGCUCCGUUUAAAGGUUCUUAUUAAACCCGGUCCAUUUGGCUUGCAGCUCUAGUUCAUUUAUUUAUUUAUUUAUUUGUUUGUUUUCUUCUCCUUUUUUUUCUUCAAUAUACCUCGCUAUAUAAAUCUAUAUUUACAUGUCGAGACAGACUCAGGCAGGGGAAUAGACUGGUCGUGUAGCUCCAAAUGAGAAGACGCAAAAGAUGGAGCUGCACAUUUUAGAGCACAGCCUGAAAGUAGCCAGUAUAGCAAAAGAAGGCAUCCAGAUUUGCACUCACGGAUUAAUUAAGCUCGCUUUCCUGCCGUCGAAAACAAGAUGCAAGUUCUUCAGUUUGACCGAAACCCCAGAGGACUACACCAUCAUAGUCGACGAAGACGGCUUUAAAGAACUGCCCGAGUCGGAGUAUCUCAGCGUAGCAGAUGCAACAUGGUUAGCUCUCAACGUAGUGUCAGGUGGUGGCAGCGCAACCAGCUCUCAGCCAAUCGGCGUGACCAAAAUCGCCAAGUCCGUCAUUGCCCCCUUAGCCGAUCACAACAUCUCCGUCUUCAUGCUGUCAACCUACCAAACAGACUUCAUUCUGGUCCGAGAGAGGGAUCUCCCUAUGGUCAUGCACACGCUGUCUUCCGAGUUCACCCUCCUCAGGGUGGUCAAUGGAGAGACGGUAGCCGCCAACUGCUCCGGGGUCACCAACGGUUUCGUCAAGCCCAAACUCGUUCCUCGACCCAUCAUCCACCCUCUCUCCAGUCCCAGUAAUAUGUUCUGCGUGACAAGUCUGGACCCAGACACGCUGCCCUCUGUGGCCACCCUGCUCAUGGAUGUCAUGUUCUACUCAGGAGGAGGGAAGGAGGCAGGAGCACAGAAUGAGGAUUCAGGACACAUCCGCUUCUUCUCCUUCUCCCUGAUUGAGGGCUACAUCUCCCUGGUUAUGGACGAGCAGACUACUCGAAGGUUCCCCAACAACGUCCUAUUUACCAGCGCUUCAGGAGAGCUUUGGAAAAUGGUUCGCAUUGGCGGACAGCCUUUAGGAUUCGACGAAUGUGGGAUUGUGGCCCAAAUAUCUGAACCCUUGGCAACAGCUGACAUUCCAGCCUACUACAUCAGCACCUUCAAGUUUGACCAUGCUCUGGUUCCAGAAGAGAACAUUCAGAGUGUGAUCGGAGCCUUGAGGACCAACGAGAGCACAGGACAGUGAGAUCGGACACGAGCCUCUCCGAGUCCCUGAUAGAUUAUCAUUUUCAAAAGUGCCAAGAGCUUUUUGAGGACUGCUGUCGGGAAGGGAGGGGAUGGGAAGGGGAGGGGGGUGUCGGGGUGGUAACGGGAGCCGGGGUGAGAAUGAAAGGUGUGUGUGUGUAAGAGAGAAUGUUUUUGAGAAUGUGAGAGAGAAAGAGACAGACAGCUGGGUUGCUUUAGUUGCACUCUCCCACUUUGAUUAGACUGAUCGUGCCAAUACCUGUCCACCAGCCUCCUGCCCCUGCCCCAGAGCGCAUCCUUUUCUACAGGGACCCUUUAGCUAGUUUGACUGCAGUGUUCGAUUUUUCUCCUUCUCCCCCCCCUGCCUUAUCUCCCCCUUCAGACCUAUUUCACGAUGAUAAGGCUUAACUGAGACACGGGGUGGGUCCCCCCCCCAUAUAUACACUCCCCCACACCACGACAAUUCUUUAUUCAUCGCAAAUAACCAUAAUGUAUUAGUAAUCAGUCUUCUUUAAUAGAAGGCCAAGAAUGUACUUCGCCAAUGUUUUGGUGUAAACGUCUGUUUCAUUGCUCCUCCCUGAUCUCGUACUGUGCCAAGUCACUUUAGGCCUCUAGUGUGUUUUCCUUGUUGUUUUUGAGUGCAAUUCAAAAGCCGAUUGUUUUAAAUAGUGAUAUAAAUCGAUUGUGUUCAAUUUAUGGAAAAACACAUUUCUCCCCAUUUGUUUAUGAAACCAUUUUUUGUUUUUCAUUUGCCCCUAUUUCACCUGAAGUUUAUAUUCUAAUUUUCAAUGCCAAGUCACCGGGUUAUGAAUACGUUGUUGUUGUUCUUGAAUCCAAACUACAAUCAAUGGGUUUCUGUGCUCCAGCUCUGAGUUGCGGCAGAGAUUUAUCAGAUUGGAAUCAAAGGCAUCACGGCUGACAUAGCUCUUGUACUUUUUCCAAAACAGAGGUGGGGUUUAAGUCGCUAUCUCACUAUAUUAGUCACUAUCACACUUCUUCAUUCUCAAUUUCAACUGAAAAACUAGAGCAAUGGAUUGUGCAAUUUACUGUACACUAUUUCGUUUUGGACAUUUUCUUCCCCCUUUUAACGUGUGAAGCCAUCUUGUGUUUUAUAACUAUGACAAAAGAAAUGGCACGCAAUACUCUAGCUUCUUUACCAAGUUUUUACCGUUCAGCAUUUUUUCGAACGACAAGCCGUAAGGAAUUACAGUCCUUUAUUGAAUGUUAGUUGGGGUCUAAGUGUUAAAGGACACUGGCGUUAGUUUAGGCCUUCAACUCUCUCACCCCAGUCUGCACUUUAUUUAAGGUCUUUCCCUAAAGAUCUUAUUAUUCUUACUGAUGUGAAUAAUAAUAAUAAAAAAAGCGGGGAAGAAUAAUUGCUCCUUGGAAGGAAUCUCUUUUUAAAAGGGUUACAUUUGUUGGUCUUAAUGCACGAAUGGACCUUUUUGUCCCCCCCCCUCCCCCACAGGCUUUUUCUUUUUUUUCCUGUAAGAUCUGAUUAGCAGAAACCAUGUAUUUAUCAGUGUUAAAAAUUAAAGGGUGACCUAUUUCUUCUCUGACCAUUAAAGAAAUGAAAACAGUA
Clarias gariepinus (North African catfish) is the source of this 2987-nucleotide messenger RNA. RefSeq names its product cytosolic arginine sensor for mTORC1 subunit 2 (gene castor2). Gene Ontology annotation, cellular component: cytosol. The transcript has 9 exons. The coding region runs from base 417 to 1406 and encodes 329 amino acids. Gene Ontology annotation, biological process: negative regulation of TORC1 signaling; cellular response to L-arginine. NCBI's taxonomy places the organism in Eukaryota, Metazoa, Chordata, Actinopteri, Siluriformes, Clariidae. The record is from RefSeq and is a predicted model, not a curated record.